AGAGAAAGAGAGAGAGAGAAAGAGAGAAAGAGAGAGAAAAUGGUUGUACAUCUUGCUUCAGCCUCGUCUCUCCCGCUGAACGCAUCAGUGAGCUGCUCAUCCUGGUAGAAAACCGGAUUUAGUCUUCUUCAAAGGGACCGGCAGUCUGCGGAGGCCCUGUGCGCCGUGACGUCAGCGCGCACGGUGACCUGCGCCACCCCGUCUGCCGCAGGAGAACCUCCAUCAGCCGCUUCAACUGCCGUGAACUCAGCCCGGGCAGCGCCCGUCAGAAACGACACAGACAGCGCCUCGUCAGCAGACUGGUCCCGCUCAUCAUCUGAUAUGGAAGCGGCGUCCUCCUCCUCCUCCACUCAGUGCCGAUACAGUUAUGAAGAGUACAAGGAGACAGCAGACUGGCUGCUGGCCCACACAGAGCAGCGUCCUAAAGUGGCCAUCAUCUGCGGUUCAGGUCUGGGUGGUCUAGCUAAUCUGCUGGACAACAAGUCCGUCUUCCCCUAUCGUGACAUCCCACGAUUCCCCACCACCACUGUGGCAGGUCAUGACGGUCAGCUGGUGUUUGGGAGGCUGCAGGGCCGUGAGUGUGUCUGUAUGCAGGGGCGGUUUCACUUCUACGAGGGCUACAACAUACACACGGUGACGUACCCAGUGCGAGUCUUCUUCCUGCUGGGUGUGGAAACUCUGAUCGUGACAAACGCAGCGGGGGGACUCAAUGGCACCUACGAUGUGGGGGACAUCAUGCUCAUCAAGGAUCACAUCAACAUGCCGGGCUUUGCGGGCCAGAACCCGCUUUGUGGGCACAAUGAUGAAAGGUUCGGAGUGCGCUUCCCUUGCAUGUCGGAUGCGUAUGACCGAGAGUUGAGGGCUCUGGCCAAGCAAACAGCAGAGGAGCAGGGCUGCGACAGCUUCCUGCAGGAAGGGGUUUACUGCAUGCUGGCUGGACCGACAUAUGAGACGAUUGCAGAGUGCAGACUCCUGCAGACGCUGGGGGCUGACGCUGUGGGUAUGAGCACCGUCCCGGAGGUGGUGGUGGCUCGACACUGUGGCUUGCGUGUCUUGGGUCUCUCCCUCAUCACCAACAAGGUCGUGACAGAUUAUGACAGCAGUGAGAAGGCAAACCAUGAAGAGGUGCUGAAGACCACUCAGUGCCGCACCCAGGACCUCCAGAAGCUCGUCAGCCACCUCAUCACCAAGCUGUAGUGCUUUUAUCUAAAAUCUUGUUGGCAUAAAAUAAGAUAUCCAGCCUCAAAACUAAGUGACUGGUGAUAUGAUAAUCAUAGCUUUGAACAAAAAGUUAAAUUUAUGUGCAGAUGGUGAAGUGUUCAAGAUAGGGUGGACAGAUUAUUAUUUAUUACUGGGUAAUGUGGUGAACCAGGGGAGUCAGUGAGAUUUUUUCAGCAGAGUUAAAAAAAAAAAAAAAAAGAAAAUGCUACUUAGAGACACUCAUAAUACCUGGAAACACCCACAGCAUUUCAUGAAUGCUGAAAAGGCUAGUUUGCUAUUCGUUUUUAUUACAGCGAGGCUUUCACAAAUGAGGAAGUGUUAGCCUGGAUCUAGUCUCCAUGAAUCACAGUCAUGACAGGCCUACAGCAUUUUGCCAACUGCAAAAUGAUGGUGGCAGAUUUCAUCGUCAGUGCUGUUAUGGUGUCUAUAACUUGAAAGAACAAUGAGAGGCCACUGGUCUAGGAGUUUCCUUUUUUACACCAGGCUGAAAAACCUUCACUGCCCCUCUCUGGAUGAAAGUAUGUUUCACUGAUAGACCACACCAAGCAUCCAUUUUGGCUGUGGUUGGUAUGGUGCUUUGCUGCAUCCCCUAACCACACCCGACAAUGAUGUCACGGUGUACUGACACACCCUGGUCAGUACACCUCUGCAUCACCGCAGGCGAGCAAAAACAAAACCAAAAAACAAGAUCCUCAGGAGCUGUACAGUUACAGUCUAACAAUAAAUGGCACAUGCAAAUCAUGAGAUGUGUAAAUCGUGGUAAGGAAAUGCGGUGAAAGUAGAAUUAGUGGGUGUCUCUGAAAUCCUUGGGUGACAUAUUGACUUUUAUUGUGUGUUUGUUUGACUCCAUAUUGAUUGUUGCAGUGGCUAAGAUCAGGUCUUAUAAUCACAGUAUACCAUUCUAUUAUUUAAAAUUAUUUAAACCUCAUCAUUAUGUAUCUCUGUCCUGCAUUAGAGCUGAAGGGUGGCUGGGGUUGCAGUGGCUGACAAAAAGACUGGGACUUUUCUGAUAGCUGAACCUAUAUAUCUGAGUGCAUCUAAACAGUGUAAUGAAUAGGGGAUAAUUUCAUGGCCAGCUUAUGCAACUGACUGCGAACGACUACUACUAUACACGUGCAGCCUUUAGAUGUACUGAGAUGAUCACUGAGUAGCACCCUGUCUCUUUUUUAACACUUCAUUUUUUAAUGAUUGUCUGUUAUUAAGGUUUAUAUGCUGUUACUUACGACUUGUCAACCCUCCAUUGUUUAUACUUACAUGCAUAGAUGCUGUAUGUCUUAUUUGCCUUUAGCCCGGAGCAGUGUUCACAUCUACCACCAAUGCAUUCAUCAUCUGCCAGCCAGAUGUAUUCAGAGGACACUGUGCUCUUAAUGGUGCUGGUCUUGACAUGUUUGUGCAGGGCUAAAGAAAACAGCCCAUCACUCCAGCAGGGUCUAUUCUUGAAACAACAUAAUUAAUAGCUGCUAAUUUAGAGAGUAUAGAAUAAUUCUUGUUAUCAGACAGAGUCAUUGGGACCAAGUUUAUUUGCACUCUUUAAUGAUCAAGUCAGAGUUGUCUAUUUUUGAAGCAGACAAAUCACUUAUUUUAGCUAUUUAAUGUAUUUUUUGCUGAAACGAUGUGACAUAAUGCCAGUGGCGUGUCAAUCUAUGAUCCAAAUCCUUGUCGGAUCUCUGAAUACGGAAAUAAAGUUUUAGCUGAA
Messenger RNA from Toxotes jaculatrix (banded archerfish), 2917 nucleotides. It is a transcript of the gene pnp6, whose product is annotated as purine nucleoside phosphorylase 6. Bases 322 to 1197 code for a protein of 291 amino acids. The transcript has 7 exons. Gene Ontology annotation, cellular component: cytoplasm. Gene Ontology annotation, biological process: nucleoside metabolic process. NCBI's taxonomy places the organism in Eukaryota, Metazoa, Chordata, Actinopteri, Toxotidae. The record is from RefSeq and is a predicted model, not a curated record. Gene Ontology annotation, molecular function: purine-nucleoside phosphorylase activity.